UCUUGGGGUCUAAACCCGGUUUUGUUUAAGGCAACCAAAGGGAGGGAGGUUUGGCCUUUGGUCCCAGAAGGCAAGGUCUUCUUGGGCCUCUCUCUGAUGAGGGCUCCAUGGGGGGACCCCCUUCCCCCCCAGCGCAUCUCCGGCUGAGUUUGUGGCCCUCAGGGAGGCCUUGGUGGGGGGGGGGGCGUUUUCCCGGCGUUGGCCGAGAGAGCCGGCCAUGGCCCUUGGGGGCUCUUCCGAGCCUGUGGCUCGAUGGAUCCGGGGCAGCAGCAGCAGCAGCAGCAGCAGCAUCUCUUGGGCUUCUUCUCCGCGGAGGACUCUCCUGGAGCCUCCUCUCCGGGGCUUUGGGGCGCUGUGGCGGCGGUGGCCCUGUGUCUCCUGCCUCUGGGUCUGGCCUCCUCCUCUCCAGAGGAGUCCGCGAGCCGAGAGCGAGAGCGAGAGAGAGCGGGCUCUUGGAGGGCUGGCUCUCCCCCCUCGGCUGCGGGGCCUCCCUGGCUCCGGGUGCCUUUCUCUCCUGCCCUCGGGAAGGGGCCAAGGGGGGGCUCCCUCCGAAUCAAGGGCAGGGAGGGGGCCUUGGGCCAGAUAGGCUCGGAGGAGGAGGAGGAGGAGGAGAAGGGGCUGGCGGAGCGGAGCAGGGCCCGGAGGAGGCCGCUCUCUCGCUCUCUCUCUGGCGGCGGGCGCUGCCUUCGGGUCGGGAUCCAGGGCCGGCCCAGGCCCCCUCCCUCCCUCCUUCCCCGCCUCGCUGGGCCGCUGCUUCCUGGGACUCCGGGGCUCCUGCUGCUGCUGCUGCUUCUCUUGGCGCCUGUCUGCGGAGGGGCUGGGUCCGCCUUGGCCUCGGCAGGCGGAGCAGGCUUCCUGUCUGGCCGGGAAGCCCAGGCGAGGGAAGGGGAGGGAAGGAAGGAAGGGGCGGCCGGGGCGGGACUGGAGGGCCCCGGCGGGGAGGCUCCGGGGAGCUCCGGCCGCCGGCCCCCUCUGGCCCCUGGCUCCGUCCGGAGAAGAAAGGGCCCUUUCUGGGGAGGGGCGCGGGGGCGGCCUCCUCCAUCUCCUGGGCCUCUGGCUGCUCUCCCCGCGGGGCUCCGACCUCGGAGGCUGCCCUCCUCGCUCGCUCGCUCGCUCGCCAUGCAGAGCCGGCUCCACAUCCUGGAGGACCUCAACAUGCUCUACAUCCGACAGAUCGCCCUCAGCCUCCAGAUCUCCGGAUCCCCCUGAUGUGGAAGGACACCGAAUACUUCAAGAACAAGGGAGACUUGCACCGUUGCGCCGUGUUCUGCUUGCUCCAAAUCGGCACAGAGAUCUAUGACACGGAGAUGGUGCUGGUCGACCGGACGCUGACCGACAUCUGCUUUGAGAACAGCAUCCUCUUCACUGAGGCUGGCCCGGAUUUUGAGCUGAAGGUGGAGCUCUACAGCGCCGGCCUGGAGGAGGACUCGGCCCUUGGCAGCACCCCAAAGAAGCUGGCCAGCCGCCUGAGCAGCUCCCUGGGACGCUCCUCUGGGAAAAGGGUGCGGACGGCGCUGGAGGGGAGCGGUGUGCCUGGCAGCCCCUUGAGCAACGGAGGGAGCAGCCCCCUCCUGCUUCCAGCCCCCAGCGUGGCGGGACCCAAGUACCAGCUGCUGGCCUGCACCACCCUCCGCCUGGCGCACGUCCAGGAUGCCUUUCGCACCCACGACCUCGUCGUCACUGACAAUGAGGAAAGCGCCUUCUGGCUGCCCCUUUAUGGCAGUGUCUGCUGUCGCCUGACAGCCCAGCCAAACUGCAUGGUCCACCAGAUGAUGUGUGGGUUCCUCAAGGUGCAGCAGGGGGAGCAACAAGGCUGGCAGCGCCUCUCCUGUGUCCUGCAUGGCCCCAACCUCUUUUGCUAUCGACACCCCCAGGAUGCAGAGACCCAGGAGGAGCCGGCCUUCACUAUUGCCAUCAACAAGGAGACACGGAUCCGGGCCACCGAGAAGGACCCCAAGAGCCGCUUGCACUGCAUGUCAGUGACAAACCGCUACGGGGGUGAGGAGGUGACCCACACGCUGCUGGCAGAGUCGCGGGCUGAGACCCAGCGCUGGAUGGAGGCCUUUUGGCAGCACUUCUAUGACAUGAGCCAAUGGAAGCACUGCUGCGAUGAGCUCAUGAAGGUGGAGGCGCCCUCCCCACGCCGCCCCCCAGCUCUGCUGGCCAAACAGGGCUCCCUCUACCAUGAGAUGGGUAAAUGGAGUGUGCGUGUGUCUGCUCUGCUCUGCCUUAAAUUGGGGUGGUGGGAGGGACCCCCUUAUGAAGGGGGCUUGCUACGUGUUUUCCUGGUAGCCCCCCGUCCCUACCACAAUCGCAGGGGGAUUUGUGGGAAGGUUGGGGUCUCCCAUCUUUUCUGUCCUUUUCUGUGGCUGUCUCUGGGGGUCUCUCUUGCUCUCUAGGGGGCUCCUGCCCCCCCACCUUCCUAUGAGCGCUUGCCCCCAACUCUCUGUGUCUAUGUGCCUGUAACUCUCUGCUCUCCUCCUGCUUUUUCUCUGCAUGUCACCCAUCUCUCCUUUCUCCUCUCUGUCCCCCUGCUCUGCCCUGUGCC
Messenger RNA from Sceloporus undulatus (fence lizard), 2548 nucleotides. RefSeq names its product rhotekin (gene RTKN). The transcript is spliced from 9 exons. Lineage: Eukaryota; Metazoa; Chordata; Lepidosauria; Squamata; Phrynosomatidae. The record is from RefSeq and is a predicted model, not a curated record. Gene Ontology annotation, cellular component: actomyosin contractile ring. Bases 108 to 2399 code for a protein of 763 amino acids. Gene Ontology annotation, biological process: actomyosin contractile ring assembly; signal transduction; septin ring organization.